AUGACCGCCGAAUCCAGCAUCCCGGACCUAGAGAAAGAGAUUUCGGAUCUCGAGUCUCGCCUUCAGAAUGCAAAGUCUCGAUUAGCUUACGCCUCUGCUUCUCCGCAAAUCUCCAAAACCUCCCCACUUCCGGCCGUAUUCUCAGCAUCGAGCCAUGCCCUCCUCCUACUAUCGGACUCUGCCCUCCCCCUGGGCUCAUUCGCCUACUCCAGCGGGCUAGAGUCCUACAUUGCGCAUAACAAGCCUCUUUCACGGGCUAUAACGCCUGUCGCGUCCUUCCACCGCUUCUUGCGAUUAUCCCUAGCGUCAAUGGGUAGCCUCUCGCUACCCUACGUUUUAGCUGGAUACCGGGACCCAACCGACCUCGAAACACUCGAUAACGAUCUCGAUGCCUCGACUCCAUGCCCCGUCGCCCAGCGCGCGAGUAUCGCGCAGGGUCGGGCGCUGAUAGGUGUCUGGGAGCGUGCGUUUAAAGGCGCGUAUGCUGCGUCCAGUAACAGCGCGCAUCGAUCAUGGGAUCAUGCUGCGGUGCAAAGAGGCGCAAGAGCCGUUGAGGAGUUUUCAGACGCCCUGAAAGGGUCUAUAGAUGACGAAUUUGGCCCCAAGGGUCACUUUGCGCCCUUGUGGGGAGUUGUAUGUCUGGCUAUGGGGAUGGAUGCUCGUCAGACGGCGUACGUCUUUAUGCUGAACCAUGCCAAAGCAGUCCUUAGUGCGGCUGUUCGAGCGUCUGUAAUGGGGCCGUAUCAGGCGCAGAAUAUCCUAGCUAGCAAAGUCCUGCAGGAUAUGAUUGUUGAAAGGAUCGACUUGGACUGGCAUACUCCGAUAGAAGAUGCAGGACAAGUAGUACCUCCGUUGGAUCUUUGGGUGGGACGACAUGAGCUACUCUAUAGCCGUAUUUUCAAUUCAUGA
This is a messenger RNA of Aspergillus calidoustus, 909 nucleotides long. Lineage: Eukaryota; Fungi; Ascomycota; Eurotiomycetes; Eurotiales; Aspergillaceae. The record is from the annotation of a GenBank genome assembly.